Messenger RNA from Aspergillus lentulus, 1293 nucleotides. RefSeq names its product putative serine/threonine-protein phosphatase. The record is from RefSeq and is a predicted model, not a curated record. Gene Ontology annotation, biological process: polyphosphate catabolic process. Gene Ontology annotation, cellular component: cytoplasm. Lineage: Eukaryota; Fungi; Ascomycota; Eurotiomycetes; Eurotiales; Aspergillaceae. Gene Ontology annotation, molecular function: endopolyphosphatase activity; phosphatase activity.
AUGCCUGGCGAUCCUCCGCCCAUGGCGGCUCACGCAGACAGGGAGAGCCUAGGGAUCUCCGACGACUACUCAGAUGAUGGAUUUCCACCCUCGCCGCCAGGCUACUCCUACAGAUUGAAUAGGUACACUCGUCCGCUCAUCGACUACGUGCGCAACGAAUGGCAAAUGAGCGCCAAAUACACCUCCCUCUCCGUUUCCCCCGACAGGUCCGACUCCCCGCGAUGGGUGCAGAUGUUCAUGUCUAUGGUGACGGCGCCGCGCUUUCGCCGAUACGCGAUUAUAUACCUGGUGCUCCUGGUGUCUUGUCUGGCGGGGUGGAUGUUUGUGCUCUCGCCACGGUUGGAGGAACACGAGGCGCUGUUGCACUCAUUGGACCCGUCGAUCAAGGACGAUGUGGGGGGCUGGUUUGGUACGAAUGCACUGCCGAGAUUCGACAAUAUCACGCAAUUGAGGGAUCUGGAUGCUUCGUUGUUGCCUGUCGUAAAGGCGCGGAAGGACGGACAGCCUAGCUCGCGCAGGUUGAUUUUCAUCGGGGAUGUGCAUGGCUGCAAGGAUGAGCUGGAACUCCUUCUUGACGAACUCUUCUUUGACCAGGAGCGCGACCACCUCAUCUUCGCCGGCGACAUGAUCAACAAGGGCCCCGACAGCCUCGGGGUCGUCGACCUGGCCCGCAAGUACAACGCCUCCUGUGUCCGCGGGAACCAUGAAGAUCGGGUGCUGCUGCUCCGCCACGACAUGGAGGCAUCGAAUACCCUCUCGCCGGACUCGGACGGCGGCAUCAGCCCAGACCUUUUCUUCGGGCUGAAGAAGAAGGAGCGCGCGCUUGCGCGCCAGUUGUCCAAGGAGCAGGUGCAGUGGCUUGACGCUUGCCCCGUCAUUCUGAACGUGGGCCAAAUCCCCGAAAUGGGACAGGUGGUCGUCGUGCAUGGGGGGUUGGUGCCAGGCGUGGAGCUCGACAAGCAGGAUCCCUCGAGCGUGAUGAACAUGCUGACCAUCGAUCUGGAUACGCAUGUACCUAGUUCGACGCGCCACGGAACGAAGUGGACCAAGCUGUUCAAUAAACAUCAGUCCCUGCUGUACUCUAGUCUGAAGGGUUCCGUGUUGGACCCAAAGGCGCAGUUUAUGACCGUCAUUUACGGCCAUGAUUCAAAAAGCUCCUUGUCCCUCAAGACGUACACCAAGGGUCUGGACUCUGGGUGCGUCAAGGGUGGGAAGCUUACGGCUAUGGUUGUUGAAGACGGCGGGAAGCAGAGCAUCAUCCAGGUGAGAUGUCGCGAUUAUCGGAAGGAGUAG